AUGGUUGCUUUAGCGCAUAAUAAUCAAAAUUCUGAUUGUACAAAUGCAAAAAAUUCAGACAAUUUCAAUUUAUUUGAUAUUACGGAUGAUGAGAUUAGUUCUUAUCCAUGGAAAAUCAAUAAUAGUGAUAUGCACGAACGCGUUAAAAAAUGUUUAAGAGAUAUAGAUAUAACAAACAUCAACUAUGAUGAACCGAUUCGUUCAUCAAUUAUUGAUACUGACAAUCCACCCACUUGGAUUAAAAAUGAAUUUUCUGAUGAUGAGUGGAAGGUCAUAUCUAGUAAUGACAACUGUCAUUAUAAAAAAUUCAUUAGAAGAAGUGAAAGAUUUUUUUCCAAUUCAGAGGGAUCUGCGAUAAAAAAUCACUUUAAAUGGAUAAGAAAGAUGAAAGAUUACAAGUACUAUAAUAAUGAAAUUAAUGAAGGAACCUGGCAGAUUGAUGCCAUUUCAAUUCCACUUAAGGCAAGAUCACUCACAGAUGUUUUAUUAUUAAUGCCCGAAAAAUCAAGUAAAGCAUCUAGUGAACGUAAAAACUCCGUGAUUUCCAAUUCUAGCUCCGAAAACUUUUAUAAGGAAAAUGAGAAGCCGAUAAAGAAAAAACGGAAGAGGAACGAUGAGUUUAUUCCAAGGAAAAGAAAGAAAAUAGGGAGAAAACCAGACCUCAUGAUUAUGUCUAAAACCAGGUUAUUCCAAAAAAAGCUAGAAUUUUUUGUGGGAGAGGUAUCAAAUUCUCCUUGGAAAGAGAAAAGCGAUAAAACCAAUAAAGAUCGUAAGAAAUUAAUUCGAAUGCUUAAAGAUAUCUACGAUCACAUAGCUAAGACAUUUUUCAGUAAAUAUUUAUAUCUUAAUAUUAAUUCUUUUAAGAAUUUGGAGAUAUAUGGUAUCCAAAUAACGGGGUUUAAGAUGAAAAUUUUUUGUUUUGACAAACCUGGGUUUGGUCUCUAUCGAGUAAGAAAAGUUGACGAGAUUACAAUCCCUGUAAAUAUUAAAGAUGAUUUUAUUGAUCGAACUUUUGAAGGGUUGAUGUAUAACAAAAUGAGUUCUCAGCAAGAUUUUUCAAUAUAG
Molecule: messenger RNA, 1065 nt
Organism: Rhizophagus irregularis DAOM 181602=DAOM 197198
Lineage: Eukaryota; Fungi; Glomeromycota; Glomeromycetes; Glomerales; Glomeraceae
Source: RefSeq, a predicted model, not a curated record